AUGGUUUUACCAACACGUCAAAACGUUCAGAAGGUCCUUCAGCACUUUGAUCGCAAGGACGGUGUCAUUGUCGUCAAGGGCAAAGUACUUGAAGAACGCGACGACACCGACGUCGAAGUGGACUUUAGACAGGAGAGCUCCUUCUACUACUUGACCGGCGUCGCUGAACCCGGUUUCUAUGUCGCGAUUGAUGUCGCCACCCAACGCAUCCAGCUGUUUGCUCCUCCAGUCAAUCCUGACGAUGUUAUCUGGAUGGGCUUGCCCGACUCACUCGAAACACUUCAAGCCAAGUACGAUGUGGACGAAGCACUUUAUACCACGGACUUGGAUGCUCGUUUGAAGGCUGCUUCUGCCGUCUACACCAUUCCACAAUUCAAACUGUCCUUCGACGCACCUGUCAAGAUGGCCAGUGAGGAGGACAACAAGGCCUUGUAUGCUGCUAUCGCCGAAGCGCGUUGCGUCAAGGCCGACUGGGAAAUUGAGGCGAUUCGCAAGUCCAACAAGAUUUCUUCGGACGCUCACGUCAAGGUCAUGGAAGCUGUCAAGGCUGGCAUGAAUGAGUCUGAAUUGUACUCUGCCUUCCUCAAUGAAUCCAUCCGUCAGGGUGCUUUCAACCAAUCGUACCUGCCCAUCUUUGGUGCUGGCAAGAAUGCUGCUACUCUCCACUACAACAAGAACAACGCUACUAUCGAAAACGCCACCGAUUUGAUCUUGGUGGAUGCUGGUGCCGAGUACAACUACUAUACCUCGGAUAUCACCCGUACUUUCCCCGCUGGUGGCAAGUUCACCGACGAGGCUGCUACAAUCUACUCGGUCGUAUUGGAUAUGCAAAAGGCAUGCUUUGCAAAGCUGAAGGCUGGCGCUGUUUGGGAAGAUAUCCACACCGUCGCUCUUGAAGUUGCUUGUGAAGGUCUGGUCAAGGCUGGUAUCCUCAUUGGUGACAAGCAGGAACUGUUGGAUAAGGAUGUUGUGGCCGCCUUUUUCCCUCACGGAAUUGGCCAUAUGUUGGGUAUUGACGUUCACGACGUUGCAGCCUACUGCACCAGCGGUGAGCGUAUUAACCGACCCAGCUACCGCUACCUGCGCAUGCGCCGGACGCUUGCUGCAGGCAACGUCGUAACUGUCGAACCUGGUGUUUACUUUUGCGACUUUAUCAUUGACCCCGUGGUCAAGGCACCCGAAACCAGCAAGUACAUUAACGUCGAGAUGCUCAACAAGUACAAGUCUGUUGGUGGUGUUCGUAUCGAGGACAAUGUAGUUGUUACUGAGGAAGGUUACUACAACUUGACUACUGCACCAAAGGAGAUUGCUGAAAUCGAGGCUCUUAUGGCCGAGGCUUCUUCUAAGAAGCGCAAGCUCGAGUAA
Molecule: messenger RNA, 1365 nt
Organism: Zychaea mexicana
Lineage: Eukaryota; Fungi; Mucoromycota; Mucoromycetes; Mucorales; Lichtheimiaceae
Product: peptidase M24, structural domain-containing protein
Exons: 5
Coding region: 1-1365 (454 amino acids)
Molecular function (GO): manganese ion binding; metalloaminopeptidase activity
Source: RefSeq, a predicted model, not a curated record